This is a messenger RNA of Sphaeramia orbicularis (orbiculate cardinalfish), 3541 nucleotides long. Its product is annotated as SH3 and cysteine-rich domain-containing protein 2-like. Gene Ontology annotation, biological process: positive regulation of voltage-gated calcium channel activity; skeletal muscle contraction; positive regulation of protein localization to plasma membrane. Gene Ontology annotation, molecular function: protein binding. The record is from RefSeq and is a predicted model, not a curated record. Lineage: Eukaryota; Metazoa; Chordata; Actinopteri; Kurtiformes; Apogonidae. The transcript has 11 exons. The coding region runs from base 364 to 1626 and encodes 420 amino acids.
UGGCCGGUGGAGGAGACAGAGAGAGAGAAAGAGAGAGAGGAAGGGGGAAAGCUGCGGAGAGAAGUGGAGCUGGAUCCUCUCCACCAAACGCAUCUUUAUUUAACUCAAGGGGCCACGAUUGAACACACAAUAAACCCCUGUGUGUGGAAUAUCCGCGUGUGUUUAUUCCAGGUUAUUAUGGUAUGGAUUGUGCGGAUGACAGAUGACUGGACCUGCUCCUACCUCCUCAGACACUGGAGCGAUGUUUAGAUCUGUGUUUGCAUAGUUCAUCCAAAGCCUCACUCACCGUGGACUUAUCUGCUUUUUUAUUAUUAUUAUUAUUGUUAUUAUUAUUAUUUUGCUGUUGAAGGGUCAAUUUUCGAGAUGACGGAAAUGAGUGAGAAGGAAAAUGAUCCACAAAACCGGGACUUGCACCGUCCGCAGGCUACGGUUCCCAUUCAGCCUGAAUCUAAGUUGCAGCGGCUGAAGCGCUCCCUGUCCUUGAAGUCAGUCAUCCGCAGCAAGAGCGUGGACAACUUUUUUCAGCGCAACAGUAACAGCGAUUCCCGCCCUCCGUCAGCCCUUAUAACCACAAUACCGCCCCCACCAUCUCCUCCUCCACCCAUCUCAGAGUCCCCUCUGGCCUAUGAGCGCUCCCCGUCCCUUUCGCCAUCUAUCAGUCCGAAUCCCUCGCUGUCAUCGCACUCACCUUCCAUCAGCCCUUCAACAUGUCUGACCUCCAAAACCCAGCCAAAGUCUCAGGGCCAACCGGUGCUGCCGGUCAAGACCCACUGUUUCCAGGAACAUGUCUUCCGUAGGCCUACCAACUGUCAGCGAUGCACACACGUGAUCCACGGGAACUCUAAGCAGGGGCUGCGUUGUAAAGCCUGUAAGAUGGCAGCCCACCUCUGGUGCUCUUCAGAGCUCUCCCAGCAGCCUUGUAACGGGAAGACAGGAGCUUUUAAGCGAAACUUCAGCUCUCCUCUGCUAACCACUGAUCCGCUGGGUGUGGUCAGAGAGGCUCCUGCUGCCCAAGAGUCAGAUAAUGGUACCAUUGACCCUGUGUAUGAGGCACUGCGCUACGGGACGUCGCUGGCUCAGAUGAGUCGAUCCAGCUUCAGCAGUAUCUCAGAGUCUCCCUGUCACGAGGUGGAGAAACUGCAAGACAGACUAGAAAACCAGCCCAUCGCUGAAGAAGAGCCACUCCCAGGAAUGCUCACCCCUCCUGAAAGCGAGAAGGCUGAUUCAGAAGACAGGGUCAGCCUGAAGACUCCAAAGCGAGUAGAGGUUCACUCCAUCCACACCUAUGUGGCUCUCUACAAGUUCCUGCCUCAGGAGAAAAAUGACUUGGAACUACAGCCUGGCGACAGAAUUCAAGUCACCGAUGACUCCAACGAGGACUGGUGGAAGGGGAAAAGCAAAGACAAGGUGGGAUUUUUCCCAGCCAACUUUGUGCAGCGGGUCCGCCCUGGUGAGAGGGUGUGGAAGGUCACUACUGGUUUCCAUGGCAACCGAGACAAAGGCCAGAUGACUGUGAAAGAGGCCCAGAUCUGUGUGGGUAAGAACGAAGAGACCGACGGUUUCCUCCGACUGAGCAGCGGGAAAAAACGAGGCUUGGUCCCUGUGAAGUGUCUCCUAGAGAUAUGAUGGCAGCACACCUCUCCAUGACCCUCACUUUGAUAAAGUUCACUAUGAUGGAGGAAUACUCAGGAGUGUUCAACCAACACCUCACUGAAGCCAGCCGACCACCUCUGCACCUCCAAAAAAGCGAAUUAGCAGCUUGAGCGGACAAAAGUCUAGCUAUGGCUCUGUCCGCGAAUUCGCUCUUUAAACCAGGAGAUUUUAAUGGAAAAAUGCAUAGAAGGCAAGGGGCUUCUUUAGAGUUCUUUAGAGCUACUUUGUAGCACAGUUUUACUUUGUGUGGUUUUAUACACACUCACAAUGGAAAAUGUAGCAACAUGUAGAAGAAGAAGAAGGCAGAGUGCAGGAAGUCUGGCUACCUCAAUAGCCAUCUCCACUGGCCAUCUGUCUGCAAAAAUGGAGAGAGGACUACCUUAUUAUGAUGUCAAGAGUGACCAAGGUUUAGGCAAUGUAGGGACCUUGUGAGCAAACUGUCUUCAUUUCAUUGUACAUGUCUUGAUUGGCUGAUUUUUUUUCUUUGCAAAGCCUUGAAAACAGAUUUGCUGAUUUGAUUUUGAUGCGGGGGGUGAAACAUAAUGUUCGUAUGUGCUGACUGCAGAGCACACAUGUCUGCUAUUGUAGUGUGAAUUUGUGUUGUUUGUACAUACUGUAUCUGUCAUUCCCGCUUUAACUAGAAAGUUAAUCAGGUAUUACAUUGUGUGUUUAUACAGUCUAUGAAAUAAUGUCUUUGCAGCUGCAUUACACUGGUCAAAUCAAAGUCAUAAUAUACACACACAUUGGGAUUUCGGUGUUUCAGACUUUUCUCAAGUGAUUAGAUUAUGGUACAUUUGUGCUCUUCACAGCUCUGAUGUGACAAAUGGUUUGCGUGCACCUCGGGGGAGUUUUCUUCUCAGUAUGCCCUUCAAUCACACUCUACACACACACACACACACACACACACAGAUUUUAUACACUGCUCUGUUCCAUGUAACUCUAAAAUGAACCACUAGAAAUGGCUUCCUGUCACUGUAUCCUUAGCGUCGUUUAUGUGUAUGUAACGUCCCGUAAUAUUCCCUGUCAUAUCUGAUCCUGUAACACGGUGUGAGGAUGAUUGCGCUGUCUCGACUUUCUGAUGUGCUUGAUUUUAUGCCAGUUAAAAGAGAAGCAGAGAAAUCAUCCGAGAUCAUUGCUGUCAAAACAGUCUCUCAGAAGGUCAUGCACCUGACUCAGCUGUCAGAUGUGUAGGGUUUUGCAUCCUUAAAGGAGAUGGGAAAAGCAAAAUCACCUCACAUCUUACGAUAGCUUUGUCAUUUUAAACCACGAAGUAGUGACAAACUGCCUUUGUUGUGGCAAUAAAUGUAAAUACAUACAAAUAUGACAGUUUUUUGUAAAUAGAUACUGUACACACUUGGCUCUAAAUAGCACUCAGAUCAAGACGAUUGCAGCUAUCCAUGAGCCAACUAAGGGCAUUACCUUCACAGUUAUCAAGUGCAGGAGAUUAUUGUUCCUUGUUCCACUUACAUAUGUAUGCAUCUCUUCGGUCAAUUAACAUCUAGCUCUAUCAGCACAAAUCUCUUCAAAUACUAUGCACAACAGUUCUAGUCACUCGCUUUAUUUUGUACUCAGCUUAUUUCCAGUGUAGUCACACAUGUAUCAGCGUAUACAGUACCUGUGCUUUUGCAGUAUACAUAAGCAAAUAUGGAAACUUGCACUCCAGCUUUGGGGUUAUAUAGCAGCUGUUACAAAGUGCCCAUCUUGGAUCAGUCUGCGCCAUGCUAAUCCUAAACAUUACCUUCACUGACUAGAACCAAGAUUGGCUCAGGAUCAGUAAUACCCAGGUGAAGUCCCUUUCUCACCUUAAUGCACACUACCAGGCUAGUUCUCUGCAUGGCUAGCUGCCCUGUGAUGCUCACAUCUCUCAAUAAAGUCAGAUGAACUCUUA